Messenger RNA from Cataglyphis hispanica, 1898 nucleotides. RefSeq names its product glutathione S-transferase 1 (gene gfzf). Gene Ontology annotation, biological process: glutathione metabolic process. The coding region runs from base 110 to 802 and encodes 230 amino acids. NCBI's taxonomy places the organism in Eukaryota, Metazoa, Arthropoda, Insecta, Hymenoptera, Formicidae. The transcript is spliced from 6 exons. The record is from RefSeq and is a predicted model, not a curated record. Gene Ontology annotation, molecular function: glutathione transferase activity.
ACAAGCAGUGAAAGGCAGACUUUGUGUCUUGUCAGUAGUAUCUUUUAUACUUUGGUCGCAGCAGUCGUCUUGCAUAUCGUCUUGCUCUCCAUUAAAUAGUACACAAAACAUGAAACUAUAUUCCGUUUCGGACGGUCCGCCGUCUCUCGCCUGUCGUCAACUGUUGAAGGCUUUGGAUAUCGAGUACGAGUUGAUCGAUGUAGAUUUUGGAAAAGGCGAACAUAUGACUAAGGAGUACGAAGAGCUAAAUCCACAGAAGGAGAUACCUACUCUAGUCGAUGGUGAUCUUAUAAUGGGCGAAAGCAAUGCUAUUUUGCAAUAUCUAGCCGAUCAGUAUGAUACGAGCGGUAAACUAUAUCCGAAGGACCCAAAAUUGCGAGCGAUUGUCAAUCACCGUCUGUGCUUCAAUUUGGCGCUCUAUUACCGUAAUAUUUCCGAAUACGCUAUGGCACCGAUAUUCUUCGAUUAUCAACGCACGCCAUUGGGACUGAAGAAAACGAAGAUGGCAUUGGAUAUCUUCAACACGUAUUUGCAACGUGAAAAUUCCGCGUAUGCGGCAGGCAACGACUUAACGAUCGCCGAUUUUCCGCUGAUAACAGCGACGAUGUGUCUGGAGGCCAUUGACUUCAAGCUGGACGCGUGGCCCUACGUGGCGAAAUGGUACGAAAAUUUCAAACGAGAGCACCCUGAUCUUUGGGAAAUCGCAGCGGGCGGGAUGCGGGAGAUCAGUUUCUUCGAGAAAAAUCCGCCCGAUUUAUCCGGAAUGGAUCACCCGAUACAUCCGGUGCGCAAGAGCGCAUGAAGGGAAUUUUCGCAGCGGAAUAUAAAUAAAUAAUUAACACACAUAAACAUUGUAGAUUCGCAGUUUUUUUUUCACAUGUGAUUUGAAGAAAUUGAUGACACUAAAAUAAGUGAUAUUUUUACUGAGCUUUAUUAUCGACAUAUAUAUACAUAUAUAUCGUCAUAUUCGCUCGCAAUUCUCUUCCAUUGACACCUUGUAUAUCGACAUUAAAUUAGAAUUUAUACCGCAAUACACCUUACGAUAAUAAAUAAAGAUAAAUGUUACAAUUACUGCGAUUACAAUCGUCGCUUCGUGUAUUAAUUGUUUCGUUAAUUGACAGUACAUAUAUAGGUGCAAAUAAAACGAGCCUACGCGCAUUUAAAUCAAAUAUUAAAAUUUAUCAUGAAAUUUAUAGGCGAUAAAUGCAUCUGUCAUAAAUUACACAGGCCGACAGAUUUGACCUCAUUCGCGUUAUCUCGGGCUGUGAUCUUGAAGGAUUUUGACUCGCUAAAACCAAAUCCGUUUACAAAAUUGGUCAGAAUCUUUCGGGGUCACCCUGUCUAAUCCGAGAUAGCGCCGAGAUGUCAGCUUAUGUUAUGUACAAGACGAUUACAUUGAGUAAGACUUAACACAAAUGAAGAUGAUUCAUCAAUGAAAUAAUUCUAUGACAAUUCUCUCAUGCGAUGACUAUAAAAAUAGUUUUACGAUUAGUAAUUUAAGAUUUAAUUUAUUUAAAGAUUCACAUAUGUAUAUCAUAGAUAUAUUGUUAUUUGAGUUCUCGAUGAGACUUUUAAAGUUUCAUCAUAAACACAGAUUCUGGAAAUUCAUCACGAACCUUAAUAAUCGUUAACCUUUUUCAAGUAAAAUUUAAGAUAAUAUGUGACAACGAUAUAUAUAUAUAUAUAUAUAUAUAUAUAUAUAUAUAUAUAUAUAUAUAUUGUAAAUUGAGUCGCCAUGACUCUCCUAUUUCUCGAGAAUCUUGUUUGCGUAUUAAAUAUCUCUUUUUAUAGAUUACAGUCAAUCACAAAUUUAUUCGAGACGUUCACUGGAACACUAUGGUAGAGAAAAGAUUUAAAAUUUAUUACUCGAGUUAGAAUUUUAUAUAUAUAUAUAUAUA